GUUCAAGUGCUCGGCCGUUCACUACGUCUCACUAUUUCUUUUUGUUUCAACCGUCAAGUUACUAUCCAAAAGUUGAUUAAAAAUGCCUAAACGCAAGAACAAGGAUUGUGAUAGUGAUGAUUACAUUCUACGAAAGAUAAAAAAGCUAGAAAAGAAGUUGAAAAGACGUACUCGAAAGAGGUCUUCGAGUGUAACUUCUGAGGAUUCAAAUCUAGCGUUGUCAUUACAAGAAGACACCCACCAUGAAGAAUCUGCGGAGUGUACUGUCGAGAAUGAACACAUUAUUGAUGAUGGAAAUAACACAACUGAGUUAUCUCCUACGGGAAUCCAAGAUUCCACGUUACAGAUCACACAACCUGACCUUUUAAGCACGGAUCCUAAUCUACCUACGACAUCGACAGCAUCAUCAGAACCUGCCAUUGUCUUGGAUGAAAGCAUUUUGGAACUAUUAGGUGAAACUCCUUCCAAAAAUAAAACCUAUGGGCCGGCAAUACAAGCUGAACUCGCCGUUCGUUGGGAACAUAUUGCCACUACGGGCCUUUCUAAAGAUAUGAAAAAGGAUCUACUUGAAAAACACCAUCUACCGGAAAACUGUUUGAAGAUUGGCGCCCCAAGUUUAAAUCCCGAAGUAAAAGCUGCAUUAUCCGAUAAUCUGGUUAAAAAAGACAAGGUUAUCGAAUCAAAACAAAACCAACAAGCAACUGCAAUAUCUUGUAUUAGUCAGGCCUUGACGAAAAUAUUCGCAAGUCAAACCAAGGAUGCUGAGGUUAUUAAGUUACUGAUCGAUGGGAUUAGGCUCCUAUGCGAUUCUCAAUAUGUCGAGUCUAUGGCUCGUCGAAGUUUCGUAACCUCUACUAUAAAAAAGGAUAUUAAGGACCACUUAUAUACCACGGAUGUCGACAGUUUUCUAUUUGGGGAAAAACUAUCGGACACUCUAAGAUCUGCAAAAGCAAUAAAUAAAUCUGGAGCUGAAAUGAAGACUUCAGCACCGAGCCAGCCUAGACCUGCAAACUACACACAAAAUAAACCCGGUCAACAACGUUUUUUAAACUCAAAGCCUCCGCUUCCAUUUACGAGGCAGGCGGGAGUAAGGAGGUCAACACCUGCGACGCAGCAACCUCGCCGAUACCAAGCUCCUCAUCCGACGCAAGCGCCCCCGCCGAGCACGGCCUCCGGACACCAGCGGACGCCGCUAGCGCCGCCGCAGCGCUCGCGCGGGCAGACUCAGACACGCCGGUAG
Messenger RNA from Ostrinia nubilalis (European corn borer), 1240 nucleotides. RefSeq lists its product as uncharacterized. NCBI's taxonomy places the organism in Eukaryota, Metazoa, Arthropoda, Insecta, Lepidoptera, Crambidae. The record is from RefSeq and is a predicted model, not a curated record. Bases 83 to 1240 code for a protein of 385 amino acids. The transcript has 2 exons.